AUGGGUCUUGCCACCCCAACAGCACCCUUGCGAAGGUUGUUGGCGUUCAUCCGAGAAGUUUGCCCCGAGAUAGUCCACCAAACCGACGUCUAUGGACGCACGUUUAUCCACCGGGCUUAUAGCAUUGUCCGAAACCGUGAGCCCCUGGCUGCCCUCCUGGUUCCGUUCAACACACAUUUGUCGUCGCGCCGUGACGCCUUCGGCUUCAACCCUCUCUCUCAAAACAAGGCGGAGUCCGUCUUUCUCCCCCCUCGCCGCGCAGGUGGUUUUCAGGUCAGCACGCAGAGAGAAGAGCUUGGACCGUUCCGAUCGACGAGCCGACCUCCGUCCUCCAGCGAAGACGACUCAUUUGUGGCCUAUCAUGCUCGUCUUGUCGAGGUAAUCUGGUCCUCGUACAACAAUCCGCGCAUCGAAGACAGCGAGGGUCGCAAUGGUCUACACUGCCUCGCCGAAGCAAUUAUCAACCCGCAGACCAUGGACCGUCAUAUGCAACGACCCAACCUCAAAAGGAAGCUCAGCACCAAGGACAUAACAGUCAGCACUUCCCCUCCCACAACCGCGAGCACUUCAUCCCAGAGACCACCCCCGUCCUCGUCUAAUCCUGGCCCAACGAUCACAACGCCAAUCCCUUUCACGGCCGCUACGGCAGACGAAGGUACCCUCUCGACCCGUCUGCGCCAUCUGCACUCCCUCCUCGACCCCACCGUUGGUGUCGACCCAACCCACUACGACCGUUUCGGCACCACGCCCCUCAUGGCCUUCGUCGAGCACAUCCCCGACCACCACGACGACAAGGCCAAGACCCUCCAAACCCUCCUCGAAACCCUCGUCGGCCGCAGCACCUUAGGCUUCCCAUCCCCCAACAUGAACAAUACCAGCGACACAUCAUCUCACCCCGCAGCUCCAGGACCGUCCCCCAUCCUAGAAGCCCGCAACCGUCGAGGCGAGACCGCGCUGCUCGUUGCCGCCCGCUUGGGGCGUAAAGUCGCGCUUGCGACGCUGCUCGAGCUGGGCGCUAACGUAGGGGUCAGGGACGUGGAAGGGAGAGGAGUGCUGGAGGUGAUUGAUGACGAGAUUGGCAGUGCUCGGGCGAGGGCGGAUGUGUGUUUAUAUGCGCGGCUCGAGGCCUGUCGGGCGUUGCUGACGGGGCGGAGAGAGUGGGGGGUGAGGUAUCAGCGGGGGAGGGGUGUGGAGGGAUCAGUAGGGCUGGUGCAAGGUGGGAGUGUUGAAGGGGCUGAUCGGGGGGCGGGGGUCUGUGAAGAGUGGAGGGUUAGGGUUUGA
Messenger RNA from Thermochaetoides thermophila DSM 1495, 1281 nucleotides. RefSeq lists its product as uncharacterized. Gene Ontology annotation, molecular function: protein binding. Lineage: Eukaryota; Fungi; Ascomycota; Sordariomycetes; Sordariales; Chaetomiaceae. The record is from RefSeq and is a predicted model, not a curated record. The transcript has a single exon. Bases 1 to 1281 code for a protein of 426 amino acids.